Messenger RNA from Setaria italica (foxtail millet), 2395 nucleotides. RefSeq lists its product as uncharacterized. Gene Ontology annotation, molecular function: GTP binding. NCBI's taxonomy places the organism in Eukaryota, Viridiplantae, Streptophyta, Magnoliopsida, Poales, Poaceae. The transcript is spliced from 11 exons. The record is from RefSeq and is a predicted model, not a curated record. Bases 368 to 2023 code for a protein of 551 amino acids.
AAGGGUUUAGGGGAGAACUGAAAACCUCACUUCGCCGGCGGCGAAUUAGUUGGCGGCGGCGGGAGGGGAAACCACGUUCUACCUCUCGCAGUUCUCCGUGCCUCUCCAGACCUCACCGCUGGCUGACGGGCACGACAAGCCGCCUCCGUCCACCGAAGUCCUCUCUACCUCCCGUCGCCCCAGAUCGCCUUCCUCCCUAUCUUCCUCGCCAUCUACUGCUGCUGCUGGACUGGCGAGGGGCGGAGAUCCGUCCAGCCCUGGAUUUACUGCUUUUAUGUUCGCUGUUGGUCUUCGGCGUGCAAGCUCAAUUGAGUUGAGACCAUAAAGAUUUGUCACCCGAGGUGCUAGUGCAGCGGUAACAAACCCCAUGACCCGCGUUAAGUCUGCCCCUGGUGGGCAAAGAAAUUGGAGCAGCGGCGGGUCUACCAGUGGAAGAAAGAACAAGGAAAAAGGAGAUGAUAGAGCAAAAGGAACCAGGGUUGCAAGUUGGAACAAUAGCAAGGAGACGGAAGGACACAAAGGGCGCCAAGGAGAUGCGGGAUCAACAAGGCGUUGGAGUGAGGGAGUGCCUCGAGUUGGUGAGAAGAAGAGCAUGUCUGGGUUUGACAGGAGGAAAAGGAAGAUCGACGGCGACUCAUGGGAUGAUGAUGGUGGUGGCAAGAAUGUUUCGCCUUCCAAGUCAAAGUUUACCAGAAAGACUGCUUCCACCAUAAACCGUCGAAAAGUUGUUCCUGGAAAAGAUCAUAGAUUGAAGUCUCGAAGUUUGUACGAGGAAGAUUCACGUGCAGGGAGGAGGAGUACAAGCAAGGUUUCUGAUAUUAGAGGGAUCAAGGGUCGAUCACCGCUCAGUAACAAUUCUGGAGCAUCAAAAGGGAAGAAGUUUGAUGCGUCUACAGAAUUCAGGCGUACAAAAAGGGGUGGAGCGAAGGAUGUUGCUUUGGAUGAGGAAGUUGAAGAUAACAAGAAAUCAGAUGACUCAGGUCAUAUUACUGAAGAAGAGAAACCUCGCCCUCGCCUUACUCGAGUGCUGGACCAGAGUGGGAAGAAGUUAAAGCCUGCUAAGAAGGAUGUCGUUCCUGAUGCUGAGGAACCUUCUCCUCCUAAGAAGAGAAAACGAAUGAAGCUUGAUCCUUAUGACACUUCAAACAAACGGAUUGAAGAUUCUCCUCCUGUCCAGGAUGUUUCCAGAGCAGAGAAGGUUAUGGUGAAGUGUGCACCUGAAGAGACUGAAAUGUCUAUAAAUGCAAAAUUCCGUGCUAUACAGCCAGCUCCAUCAAUCCUUUCAUAUGUUGAAGAUAAUUUACUAGGUCGUAGGCGUCUAAAUGAGAUAAAAAAUGCUGGCUACAAUGUCAAGAUUUCUGCUCCUUUGGAUAAUGUUCCCUUCUCAACCAGCACAGAACGUGAGCGCAUAGAAGAAAGUGUGUUCAGAAAUCAGCUGGAAUUCUUUGCUGCUGCCAAGAUGUCUUCAUCAUUCCCUCCUCCUACACUUCCAGAGAUAGCAUUCGCAGGUGUAUCAAAUGUUGGAAAAUCCUCACUCCUAAAUGCACUUACAAGACAAUGGGGCAUUGUGCGAACAUCAGAUAAGCCAGGACUUACUCAGAGUAUAAAUUUCUUUCGGCUUGCAUCGAAGUUAUGCCUUGUUGAUUUACCUGGAUAUGGAUUUGCUUAUGCAAAGGAAGAAGUUAAGGAAUCAUGGCAAGACCUUGUGAAGGAAUACGUUUCUACCAGGGUUGGCCUAGAAAGAGUGUGUCUUCUUGUGCACACUAAACGUGGAAUGAAGCCAUUGGACUAUGAGCUUGUAGAUUUAAUGGAAAGGCACAAGACACCGUACCAAAUUGUACUGACCAAGACUGAUUUAGUUUUCCCGAUAGAUGUCGCUCGCCGUGCUGUGGAAAUCCAAGAGAGUCUAAAGAAGAAUAAGUCAGUGGUAAAACCAGUGAUGAUGGUGAGCUCUAAAACAGGAGCUGGCAUACGCAACCUGAGAGGUGUGCUUGGAAAAUUGGCUCGCUUCAUCAAACCUUAGCCAAGCGACUGCAAGUUUUGGACACUGCAUCAAAGGAGGCUAGCUAAAGCAUUCCUAGGUAGGUUAGGAUUCGGAGGCUAGCUGUAUCACAGGCUCAGAUUUGGAUAUUAGUGAACUGUUGUCAUUUUGAGGGGAUUAAUGCCAUGUAGAGAUCAGAUCACAUUCCCGAUCUACAUAAUUCCGUCAAUUGCUUAAUUCCGUGAAAUAACUGAGGUUUCCACAUUUGGAGAUAUACGGUGCUCACAAAAGCCUACUGGUGUUUUGUUGGCUCUUGCUGGUCACCGUACAUCCUUUUAUGCAUGGCUCCUUGAUGUAGACUGUGGAGUACAUUUUCGGUGAUGAUUUAUGAGUCACUCACAGAUGUUUAUGUUC